CAUGAUGUUCCCAUUUAACAGACAGGAAAACUGGGGCAGGGAGAAGAGAAACUGGAACUCCCAGUUUCCUUCCCCUUGCACCCAGAAACAGGUUCUCUGAGCCCCUCUCCCCAUCCCAUGGAGAGUGGGGAUGGGUCUUAUGCACCCAGACUGUGUCCCUCCAGGGAGAAUGCCCUCCUGGACCAGAGGUUCUUCAAUGGCAUUGGCAACUAUCUGCGGGCAGAGAUCCUGUACCGGCUGAAGAUCCCUCCCUUUGAGAAGGCCCGCUCGGUCCUGGAGACCCUGCAGCAGCGCAGGCCGAGCCUGAAGCUGACCCUCAGCCAGAAGAUCAAGGCCAAGCUGCAGAAUCCAGACCUCCUGGAGCUAUGCCACUUAGUGCCCAAGGAAGUGGUCCAGUUGGGUGAGGCCAAAGAUGGCGGUGACCUCUGCUUCAGCAAAUGAUUGUGUAACCCUGGGGCACUUGUCCCUCUCUGGGCCUAAUUCAUUCAUUUGGAAGUUUGUAGCCCUAGUUAUUCAAUGGACUAGGCCUCCUGACUUGUCAAUAGUGUUUCCAGGCCGGACGCAGUGGCU
Molecule: messenger RNA, 570 nt
Organism: Mandrillus leucophaeus (drill)
Lineage: Eukaryota; Metazoa; Chordata; Mammalia; Primates; Cercopithecidae
Product: endonuclease 8-like 1
Exons: 4
Coding region: 118-441 (107 amino acids)
Biological process (GO): base-excision repair
Cellular component (GO): nucleus
Molecular function (GO): nucleic acid binding; DNA N-glycosylase activity; DNA-(apurinic or apyrimidinic site) endonuclease activity
Source: RefSeq, a predicted model, not a curated record